GGCGAACGGCGGGCGCGGGGCCGCGCUGCCUGCCUGCCUGCCUGCCUGCCCUGCCCUGCCCGCCGCGCCGCGGGGGAGGGCCCGUCUCGCCGCGCACAUGACGGCAUGGUGGGAGGCCCCGGCGGGCGGCUCGGCCGCGCCACCGCAGAGCGGGCGGGAGAGGCGGGCCCCAGCGCGCACCCGGCGGCGGGAGGGCCCGGGGAAGCCGGGGCGGGGGCGCAGAGCCGGGGCCCGAGGGCCGGGGCCGGCGGCGGGAGCGGGGCAGCGCGGUGCUGAAGGGACAGCGCCCGCGGGCACCGCCCGCCCCGCCCCGCCCCGCCCGGGCAGCCACCGGGAGCCCGGCGCGGCGCCCCGGGAGCGGGGCGGGGGGACUCGGCCACCGCCCGCCCGCCGCCACCGCCCUGCCCGGCGUGGCCGGCACGGGGGCCCCGUCCUGCACCCGCGGGAGCGGCUCCCCGGGCCCCGCGCACCCCCCCGCCGCCGCCCGCCCGCUGCGCCGAUGCCGGGCGUUGGGGCGAUCGGAGCGCGGUGCAGGCACCGGCCGCGCAGGAGCCCCAGGAAGAGCCCCAAGGCGGAGCCGGGCCAGGCCGGGGCCGCCAUGGACGCGGCGAUUUGGAUCUACCAGUUCCGGCUGAUCGUGCUGGGCGACUCCACCGUGGGCAAGUCCUGCCUCUUGCACCGCUUCACCGAGGGCCGCUUCCCGGGGCCGCUGCACUCCGACCCCACCGUGGGGGUGGACUUCUUCUCCCGGCUGGUGGAGAUCGAGCCCGGCAAGAGGGUCAAGCUGCAGCUCUGGGACACGGCGGGGCAGGAGCGGUUCAGAUCAAUAACACGAUCUUACUAUCGCAAUUCUGUGGGUGGCUUACUGGUGUUUGACAUCACAAAUCGACGAUCUUUUGAACAUGUGAAAGACUGGCUAGAAGAAGCAAAAAUGCAUGUGCAGCCCUUUCAGAUUGUGUUCCUGUUAGUAGGACAUAAAUGUGACUUAGUGUCACAGCGCGAGGUUACAAGAGAAGAAGCUGAAAAACUGUCAUCUGACUGUGGUAUGAAAUAUAUAGAAACUUCAGCAAAAGAUGCCACAAAUGUUGAAGAGUCCUUUACAAUUCUUACACGAGACAUCUAUGAACUUGUAAAAAAAGGAGAAAUCUCAAUACAAGAUGGAUGGGAAGGUGUCAAGAGUGGCUUUGUUCCAAAUGUCGUACAUUCAUCAGAAGAAGCUGUAAAGCCCAGGAGACAGUGCAUCUGCUGAAUUUGUAGCAUGCCAAAGAGCACAUCGGGUGUUCAGAAGAUGAUGCCAACGUAAAUAACAAAAUAAUAAUUUUGAAACAAUAUUAGAUCAUGACAUAGCUGAAUCAUAGAACAGUAAUUUGGUUUUUUAUCCCUCUAUCUAGGUCAUAACUUCAUAAAACUUUAAGUGCUUUUUUUCUUUUACAGAGUACAAUAACUUUGUGUGGUCUUCAGGAAAAGAAAUUAUGUAUUGCUAAAGGAAAAACUAGUCCUAUAGCAAGACACUGAGAAAGCGCAAUAAUCAUUGUGACAUCAUCCUCUCUUGGGCUUUGUAUUUUGAAUACUGUUUAAAAUCAAGGCUUGCUAGGUGAGGAUCACAUGAUCUCAUUACUUUUUUGUUCAUCCUGCCUUAGUUUUGGACAUGAAAAUAUUAUACCUUAUACUUUUUUAAUGUGAUUCUUUACUCAAGUGCAGGGUUGCUAAUGACCAUUAAAGUUUAGAAUGCUGUGAAUUUCAUAAUAAAGAUAACUCUAAAGAAAGCAAGCUGAAAGAUUGCUCCAAUAGCAAACACUUUUGAUAUGACUAUGAAUACAAGCCUUACUAAAGAAAAAGAAUGUUUUAGAAAAGAUGAUUUAUUUGUAUAUGAAAAUGGAGAAUAGAAGCAAUGAAAUUUAUUAUUAAAUAUUUUCUGAAUUGCCAAUGAAACUAAGUGUAACAUCACAUAUGAUCCAGCUGUUAUUUGACUUGUAUACAAAACAGAUUUCCCAACCACUGGAGUUACAUUUUGGAGGCCGGAUCCUCAGCUAGGUAAUUAUCAUAGCCACACUGAUGCCUAGGGAAUUAUGUUAAUUUACACAAACAAAUUCCGUAUUAGCUUUAAAAAAUAAAUCUACUUCUAACUCGAAGUAAAAAUAAGUUAAUAAGUGCUGCAACCCAUGGGGACCCAGGCCUUAAAUUUGAAUAGAGCAAGGAUUGUUUUAUUCUCAGCCAGCAGAUAUUAAACUGUUGUCUAAAAAAAUGAAGGUUGUAAAACCAAAACUGUUAGGAAUAGAGUGUUUGGAGAGGAGAAAAUUUCUAAAAUAAUGCUUGGCAACAGAGAGCAAAGUUGGAGAACCCCUAUUCUAAGAAAGCAACACAUAAUAGCUUUUAAUAACAAUAAUAAUAGGAGAAAUCUGUGAUCAUGUAGCAUUUUACUGAGCUUGAGGUCAUCUUCCUACUCCUCUGAAUAUAACACACACUAGCUUUAUGCAAACUAUGCCCUAUAUGUCUAGCACUUAAAUAAGUCUACUUCUAUUUUAUUGUAGUAGUAUAACAAGAUGACUUGAUCUCCAGAGUUGAUAAGCAUCUACAGUUUAUCUGGGCAUACUCAUAACCUUCAAACAUCAAGCCAGUUAUCUUCAUAUAAAGGUGUGUCAUCGUGUUACAAUUCUCCAUUUUCAAGACCAGGCAACAGGUCUAUCUAAUCUAACUUUCUUCUUCAACAAACAUGAAAUCAGUUUUCCCUCAGGUUACUUUUAGGUCCUUUUACAAUCCUUUUGUAAAUAUUCCAUAGUAUAGAGACAGGUUGUUUGGUUCCAGUUAUUUUAUUCAUUUAGGGCCACUAAAAUUAUUGACUUCAAAGGGAACUGAAAGGUUAAUUUUUUCAAUACCCUGAGUCUCACUUGCAAUGAGGCACAGUUACGCUGUCAUAGAAGGAUACAGAGGCCUUAAUAUAAACAGGAAUCAGCCUUAAUUCAUUAGCAAUUAAAACAGUUAGUUAAUUCUAGUCUCAGCAUGCCACAAAGUAAUUGCUGUGAGCCUGAUUCUCUAUUAACCUACAAAUAUUAGUUGUUUACACCAAAUCAAUUUUGAUUUGAGGGCAUUUUAGGCCCUCUUUACAAAGUAAACGUGACUACAGAUGCCAAAAGGUAGUGCAGAAUCAGGCUGUGUGCGUUUGACACUGAUUCCCCUAUGAUACCAGGCCCAUGUUGUGUAUCUCAGAAGAUCUUCUCUUAGUUGUUUAAGAGGACAGAACGGGCAAACAAAUAAAUCAGUGGCUGGGGAGUCAACAGACCCACACUGGUUCACUGUGUGUUUCUCAGCAAGACAUUUACAUUUGCUGUGUCUCACCUUCUGUAUCUCAAAAAUAGAGAUGAUCGUUCUUCCUUGAAUUCACAAAGACUGCUGAGACCCAAUCUGACUACGAUCUUCAGUCUGGACUCUUUUCUCUGUGUGCUGCCUGUUGUAGAGUGUUUAGCACCAAGGGACGUGGAUACUGGUUUCUUCUGCCAUACCAAAAAAAAAUUAAAAAUAUUAAAAGAGCUUUAUAAGUACCAGGUAUUGCUAUUACUAUGAAUCUACAUUUCAUUACACAUUUCAUUACUUUCAGGUUAAAAUCUUUUAUCUUAAACUUUUCUUCCUGAAUACUCUGGAGCCAAUGAGCUUUUCAUUCUGUAUGAAAAAAAUUGGGUGUGUUGGGGGGGGAAGGGACUGGGAGAAGAGGGGAGUGGAAGGGAGGUAUGGACAGAGAAAUAAACAGUCAUCAGAACAGAGCCUUAAUGAUCUCUGCUGUCGAUGUUGUACCUGUAGUGUCACAUUUAUUACACUGGGAAUAAAGCUUUUAACCAGAUUCAACUGUAAGGAACUGGUACUGUCAAUGCAACUAGAAGAGAAGUUCACUGCAUUUUUAAGUACUGUGCACAUAGUUGUCUUAUUUGUAAUUCCUAAAAAUGUAGAUUAACGUACAUUCAAAUAUUGUCUAUCUUGAUGAUAUAUUAAACCACUACUGUACCUUCUCACUUACUCACCUGCAGUUAAUAGAAAUGUCUGAUAAAUGGAUGAAAUACAUCAUUUUGCUUUCAGAUGCUUUGCAGUACAGUGUAUAAGUAACAGCUUGAAUAGGCUGUAGAAUGGAUUAUAGUUCAGUGCAUGUGUAUUCUUUUUUUCUUCCAAGGAAGGGCAAAUACGACGUUUACUACUGAUACGAGAAUGAAAUUUCCAGAAACUACAGAAAUUAGAGAAAUCUCAUUUGGCAGCCAAAUUAAUAAGUAGACAUUAUUAAGAAAACCCCAGAACUUUUGCAAAUUAAAGUCUGGUAAAUCCCAGUUAGGAAACAGAAGUGUUGAAAUAGUAAACAGUUUGUAUUUGGAUUCAUAGGCCUGGCAAAUUAAUGGAUAUAAAGUAUUGUUUUGGACUCCUAAAAUGUUUACAUUUUCAUUGCUUUUAUUUUAAGUUUGAUAAAGAAGA
Grus americana (Whooping crane) is the source of this 4452-nucleotide messenger RNA. RefSeq names its product RAB39A, member RAS oncogene family (gene RAB39A). Gene Ontology annotation, biological process: Rab protein signal transduction. Bases 98 to 1249 code for a protein of 383 amino acids. The transcript has 2 exons. Gene Ontology annotation, cellular component: Golgi membrane. Gene Ontology annotation, molecular function: GTP binding; GTPase activity. NCBI's taxonomy places the organism in Eukaryota, Metazoa, Chordata, Aves, Gruiformes, Gruidae. The record is from RefSeq and is a predicted model, not a curated record.